AUGACGUUAUUUUCCCACUUUUUGCGGCUCCUGUCGCUACUACUGCUCAUCUGUGCAGUGAGCGCUGAGCAUACUUCUAACUGGGCGGUACUGGUUUCCACCUCUCGAUUCUGGUUCAACUACCGCCAUCUCGCAAAUGUCCUAUCCCUCUACCGAACCGUCAAACGCCUCGGCAUUCCCGACUCCCAAAUCAUUCUCAUGCUUCCUGAUGAUAUGGCCUGUAAUCCCCGCAAUGCAUUUCCAGGGACUGUAUACAGCAAUGCAGACCGCGCAGUCGAUCUGUACGGUGACAAUAUCGAGGUGGACUACAGGGGCUACGAGGUGACGGUGGAGAACUUUAUUCGCCUCUUGACCGACCGCCUGGACGAAGAUGUCCCGCGCAGCAAGAGACUCGGAUCCGACGCGGGUAGCAAUGUUCUUGUUUACAUGACCGGCCAUGGAGGAGACCAGUUCUUGAAGUUCCAGGAUGCGGAGGAGAUCGGCGCGUGGGACCUGGCCGAUGCGUUUGGCCAGAUGUGGGAGAAGAAGCGCUACCAUGAACUUUUGUUCAUGAUUGAUACUUGUCAGGCCAAUACGAUGUACACCCAUUUCUACUCGCCCAACAUCGUCGCAACGGGCUCCAGUGAACUCGACCAGUCUUCUUACUCUCACCAUGCGGAUAACGACGUCGGGGUCGCGGUCAUCGAUCGCUGGACCUAUUAUGUGCUCGAGUUCCUUGAGACCCAAGUAACAAGCGCCAAUUCAAAGUUAAACCUAGGGGAUCUUUUUGACUCCUAUGACGAAUCGAAGAUCCAUUCACAGCCCGGCGUGCGAUGGGACUUAUUCCCCGGUGGCGAACAAGAUGGCCGCCUUCGGACCGUGGUUGAUUUCUUCGGCAAUGUCCAGAACGUUGAGGUUGAGAAUGCGAACUCAACAGAUCCCGGUUCCCUCAAGGAAGAUCUGGCUGAAAUUGCGCGACUGGUGGAAAAGUGGCAGAAGCGCGAUGAGGAGUACUCCGCCAUUCUUAACAAUAUGACCGAGCAACAAACCAGUUCGCCUUCUAUCCAUCUUCCUCGCAAGAAGACUGUUGGGCCAACCCGGAUGACUGACGAUAGCAGCUGGGGAAAGCGCUUAGUCGGUCUAUCUGUGGUGGGAGCGUGCACAGCGAUCUGGGUCGCCGGUUCAUAUCUUGGGCGCUCGGUUGCUUGA
Messenger RNA from Penicillium verhagenii, 1188 nucleotides. RefSeq names its product GPI-anchored transamidase. The transcript has a single exon. Gene Ontology annotation, cellular component: GPI-anchor transamidase complex. The record is from RefSeq and is a predicted model, not a curated record. Gene Ontology annotation, molecular function: GPI-anchor transamidase activity. Lineage: Eukaryota; Fungi; Ascomycota; Eurotiomycetes; Eurotiales; Aspergillaceae. The coding region runs from base 1 to 1188 and encodes 395 amino acids. Gene Ontology annotation, biological process: protein localization to cell surface; proteolysis; attachment of GPI anchor to protein.